AUGCACAUCCAAUUCCCAUGAAAGCCCACUCUUCCCAGGGCUUGCUGGGAGGGAAGGAUAACUGCAGGCUCCCCUGGGAUGCCCCAUCAUGAGAGAAAUGAGUUUUUUCUUCCAGAUGAGACUGAAACUGAGCUAGUACCACAGAGCAGCGAUAAAACGCUCUACUGUGAGGCCGAACCCCCGCCAACUGUAGAAAAAGUGAAACCAGCCCGGGAGAAUUCGGAAACAGACCUGGAGAUUGAAGAUAAUGAGAAAUUUUUCACCACUGGACAAAAGGAGCUGUACCUGGAGGCCUGCAAACUGGUGGGUGUAGUGCCUGUCUCCUACUUCAUUCGGAACAUGGAGGAGUCCUACGUGAACCUCAACCACCACGGCCUGGGCCCCAGGGGUACCAAGGCUAUUGCUAUAGCCCUGGUGUCCAACACGGCUGUUACCAAACUGGAGCUGGAAGACAAUUGCAUCAUGGAGGAGGGCGUCUUGAGCCUGGUGGAGAUGCUACAAGAGAACUACUACCUCCAGGAGAUGAAUAUUUCCAACAAUCACCUUGGUUUGGAGGGGGCCAGAAUCAUCGCAGAUUUCUUCGAGAGAAAUAGUUCUUCCAUCUGGAACCUUGAGCUUUCAGGAAAUGACUUCAAGGAAGAAUCCGCAGCACCACUCUGCCAAGCCCUGUCGACCAAUUACCGAAUUAAGAAGCUGGAUCUCAGUCACAACCAAUUCUCUGAUAUAGGAGGGGAGCAACUGGGCCAGAUGCUGGCCAUCAAUGUGGGACUCACGUCACUGGAUCUGAGCUGGAAUAACUUCCACACAAGGGGAGGUGUGGCCUUGUGCAACGGUCUCCGGGGUAAUGUGACCCUGACAAAGCUGGAUCUCUCCAUGAAUGGCCUUGGGAAUGAGGGGGCUGUGGCCCUAGGGGAGGUCCUCCGACUCAACAGCUGCCUGGUCUACCUGGAUGUCGGCGGCAAUGACAUUGGCAAUGAAGGGGCCUCCAAAAUCAGCAAAGGACUGGAAUCCAAUGAAAGCCUCAAAGUUCUGAAGCUUUUCCUGAAUCCCAUAAGUAUGGAUGGGGCUAUUUUACUUAUCCUGGCUAUCAAGAGGAACCCCAAAUCCAGGAUGGAAGAGCUUGAUAUUUCUAACGUGCUGGUGUCCGAGCAGUUCAUGAAAACGUUGGAUGGAGUGUAUGCCGUUCACCCGCAGCUGGAUGUGGUGUUCAAGGCAGUACAAGGCCUCUCUGCCAAGAAAACCAUCUUUUUGUUGACAAACCCCAUGAAACUGAUCCAGAACUAUGCAGACCAGCACAAAAUCACGGUCAUGGACUUCUUCAAGAGCUUGAACCCUACCGGGACAAUGAAGAUGUCUGUGGACGAGUUCCAGAAAGUGAUGAUAGAGCAAACCAAGGUCCCUCUGAACCAGUACCAGGUCAGGGAGGUGAUAAAGAAGCUCGAUGAGAAGACAGGCAUGGUGAACUUCAGUUUGUUGAACACAAUGAAGCCAUAG
Messenger RNA from Piliocolobus tephrosceles (Ugandan red Colobus), 1494 nucleotides. It is a transcript of the gene LRRC74A, whose product is annotated as leucine rich repeat containing 74A. NCBI's taxonomy places the organism in Eukaryota, Metazoa, Chordata, Mammalia, Primates, Cercopithecidae. The record is from RefSeq and is a predicted model, not a curated record. Gene Ontology annotation, molecular function: protein binding. The transcript is spliced from 14 exons.